CUUCUAGUCACACUAUUCAACAUGUCUGCGCUCUUGAGAUCGGCACGGCUACUCAAGUCAUCACCUAUUUCUCUGUUCCAGAUCGCCGGGGCGAACAUACGUGGAUCAGCGCUUAGCAGACUAUAUAGCGGAGCGCUCGUUGGCCGAGGAGUCAGAGUUAAUCCAAGGCAAAGCUCGUUUGCGCUCGGCGUUAACAGGUUCGCAUGGCCCUUAGCUGCGGCCCGUCAUACCGGGGUUGCCCCGAGGCAGGAGAGCGAGUCCAGAUACCAGGGCACCUCCGUGGUUCGGGCCCGGCAGGGCAUGCAGUUUGACGAGGCCGUGACCCGGCUGAACCGCAUCGUCAGGCGCUCCGGGCGCAUCACGAAGACCCUGCUGAUGACCAUCUUCCACGACAGCUGCCGCUCAGGGUUCCCCAGUGGGAACCUGGCCCUGCUGCUUCUGCGCAGCUGUGGGUCCCUCCUCGCUGAGGUUCACCCGUCGGAGCGCACCGAAAUCGUGCACAAGAUAUGGGACAAACUGCGGGAGAUGGGUAUGACUUAUGACAUCAGCCACUACAACACCUUGCUCAAGGUGUACCUGCAGAAUGAGCACAAGUUCUCCGUGACCGAGUUCCUGGCCAAGAUGGAGGCCGCCAAAAUACAGCCCAACAGGGUGAUGUAUCAGAGUCUGGUUGCUGUGUACUGCCAGGAGGGAGACAUCGAAGGUGCCGGUAAGAUCCUGGAGUGCAUGAAGAGUGCGGAGAUGCCAAUCUCAGAGGCCAUCUUCAACUCGCUGAUCACUGGCCACUCCCGCGCGGGGGACAUGGAGAGUGCCCAGGACAUGCUGGAGGUGAUGAAGGCGGCCGGGAUCGAGCCGGGAUCCGAGAGCUACCUGGCCCUGCUGAACGCGUACGUGGAGAAGGCCGACAUGGAGCACUUCAAAGAGCUCCUGGAGGCCAUGAACAGGUCUGAUGUCUUCCUGAUGGACAACGAGUUAAUGGAGGUGCUGUUCACGCUGGCCAAGGCCGGGCAUCACCAGCAUAUCCCCGAGAUCCUGGCGCUGAUGAGUCUGGAGCACGGAUAUUUGGCAGACGCCAUGAACCUGUGUCUGAGGCUGCUCAACCUGGAUCUGGAGGACACGGUCAUGACCUUCCUCAAGACCUUCCCCCUGUUCCUGAAUGAGGAGGGGGAGAUCGGCGAGCCAGGCAGCUUCCUGCUGCGCCACUGUGUCUACAAAAACAAGCCGAUUGAAAAGAUUCAGCAGUGCUGUAGAGAGCUCCAGGAAGCCCAACUCCACUCCACACCAUUACAGUACUCCCUGCAGUGUGCUCUUGAAGCCAAUAAAGCAGGGCUGGCAUUACAGCUGAUGAAGAUGAUGAAGCUGGAGGAAGGUCUUCCCGUCAGGCCGCAUUACUUCUGGCCUCUGCUUGCUCAGUUACAAAAGGAAAACAACAAGCAAGGUGCUCUGGAAAUCUUGAAGAACAUGGAGGAGUUGGGGGUGCCGGCUAAUGUAGAAACUUUCCAACGCUACAUCCUUCCCUACUACAGCAGCACAGAGAGUGCCUACUCUGAACUGAAGGAAGCGGGCUAUGAGGUAGAAACGGCGGACUUUACCGCGGCGCAGCUCCGGGUGGAGUCUAUCAACGGAAACCUGGAGAGGGUCUUCUCUCUGUUGUCCUCUUAUACUCUCCCGGCCCUGAGCUCGGCCCACACAUCUGAAGAGGAGGGUCCCAGCGACCCGGAUAUCAUGGCCAAGAAAAUGGUUCCAACUUCGUUCCAUUCCCUGAUCUCCGGGAUGCCUGCGGAUGAGAUUCGGGCCCAGGAGGAGAACGCUCAGACAGUACUUAAACCAGCUGAAGAGGCAUCACCAUCAAGGGCACCACUACAAAGGAAUACACAUGGCGCUCAACCAAACAACUUGCCUCAGCUCCAGCAGGCGGCGCUGGAACUUGUUGAUUUGAAUGGCAUAAACGACAGGCCACGGAUGCCCAGAGUAAGCGUGCUUCUCAGAGCUGUGGCUACAGGGGUGAAGGUGCCGCUGUUAGAGCGGAAGCUGGAGGAGGCGCAGGCUGCAGGGGAGCCCGUCGGCCCCCUCCUCAAGGCUCUGAUUUCUUGCCCUCUGUUUGGCCCCACCCACGAACCCCCUAGAACAAAGCGGCAGCGUGUGUACACCGGACCUGACCCGGGCCCUGGAGCUGAAGGCGCGGCAACCAGGCUGACAUGCCCGGCUGACAUGCCCGUGCAGGCCUACAUCUCGCUCCUCAACUGCUGCUGUCAGCACGACAUGGUGGAGCAGGCCCUGAGCCUGAAGGCCGAGCUGCUUGAGAAGGACCCGUCUCUGGUCAUGACCGAUCGCAAGUACCUGGUGCUGAUUAGGGCCCUGGCGAAGCGCAAGAUGCUGGACGAGGCGGUGGACCUCCUGAGGGAGAUGAAGGAGAAGAGCGUGCCGAUAACCAGCAAGAACUACUCGUUCUUCCACCUGCUGAACUUCCUGGCUCUGCAGGGGGACGAGGAGGGCGUCAACCGCCUGCAGGCGGCCAUCUUCUCCCUGGGCCUGGCCCAGCCGUCCAACGUCAUGUGCUCCCCUCCCAUCACCCUGCACCUGACCAAAGGUGACUAUGUGGCAGCUCUGGAAGCAGUGUUGAUGUGCCUGCAGCAGUACAGCCUGUUGCCGCGGCUACACUACGUGCUCUGCGGAUUGGUUAAAAAGGGAGAGAAAGAGCAUCUGCAGAGAGUGAUGAACUUGGUGAGCACGGAAUGGGGCGAGAGGACCAUGCUGUACGACCUGUUCUAUCGCCUUCCUGCAACGGGCAGAUUCAAGGAGGCCCGCAAAAUCAUCGAGAGCCCUGGCAUGAUUGCACGGCCUGGGCGCUUGCAGUGGUUCGCAGAGAAGUGUGUCGUCGGCAACCACGUGGAGACUCUGGAUAACCUUGUGGACAUGACGGUGAAGCUCUAUGAGUGCGACAGAGACGAUAUGUACAACUUCGUCUUCCGCCUGUGCCACUUCAAUAACGACUGGGAAAAGGCCCUGGCCACCUGGACCAAGAUGCAGGAGGAGAACGUGGUUCCCCGCGAGAGGACCCAGCUGCUACUGGCCCGCAUCCUGAAGAACAACGGCCAGGAGGUGCCCUUUGUGAUGCCUGAGGUGUGGUAUGAGAAAUUUGCCACAGUCCAAAGCACAGCCCAACGCAAAGCCCAACGGGCAACCGAUCCGGCAUCCGAAUGGGCAGCCCAACAUGCAGCCCAACGGGCAACCCAACGGGCAACCCAACGGACAGCACAACGGACAGCACAACAGACAGCACAACAGACAGCCCAACGGACAGCCCAACGGACAGCCCCACACGGGUCUAAGGACAUGGAGAUGCGCAUCAUGAGGCAGUGCAAUAACAAAGUCAACGAGGCGUUCACCUCGCUGAAGGAGGCCGUGGAGAAAAACAUCCCUCUGUCCGCCGCCACCUACACCCGCGUGAUCAAAGCCCUGCUCGCCGGGGGCAACAUGGCGGGCGCCAUGGUGGUCCAGGACAUUGCUAACUCGAAGCUUGGAAAGUUCACCUUGAACGAAUCGGUCCACAGCAUGUUGGUCAUCACCAUGGUGAAAAAUGGUCAGAUCAAAGAGGCCAAGGACACCCUCCUGGCGAUGAUCCCAGAAGAACAUGUGCCGUCCCAGUUGGCUGUGAGCCGAUUGGUUCAGGCGCUCGCCGACCGCGGAGACCUGCAGGGGGUGCUGGAGGUGCAGGGCGUCGUGACCGAACUGGGCGCCUCCCUCAACCUGUCCCGAAUGCUGUUCAUCAACAACAUCGCCUUGGCACACAUCAUGAGUGGUAAUGUGGAUGCCGCGGUGGAGGGCUUGGAGGCCCAGUUCAGCGAUCCGGACGGGCCCGUGGUGAGCAGCAUCGGGUACCUGUACCGCCAGCUGUUACAGAACGACAAACAGGACGCCAUCGACAAACUGACCGUCAUGGCGGAGAGGCUGGCCAACGAGUCGUCCAUCUACCGAGCCGCCGUCGACCUCUUCCUGGAGUACGUGCAUCUGGAGAGGAAGGAAGACGCGAGGCUCCUGCUGCAGCGCUGUGCUGGCAUCGCGGAGCAGAAGAGCGUUUUGGGCUCCUACAUGGUCAGGAUGGCCAGGUCGAGUCAGGCCCGCUCUAUCGAGACCCUCCAAGAACUGAUCCCUGACUUCACUGAGAAGGAGAUUUAUUACUCCUACCUGGUCAAGUGCUACAAAGGAGACCUCCCGGGGAUGAAGGCCAUGCGGCAGCAGAUGCAGGAGGAGGGGUCGUUGCUGACCCCCUCACUCUGCACGUCAUGGCCGGCGUGUACAAGACCGCAGGAGAGGCCGUGCCAUUCGAGGAGCCCACUGAGGCCAGCGUCGAGGAGGAGAUACAGAGGCGCAGAGGGAAGCCCCUCCUGGUCGCACCUGCCACGGAGGCCUGAUGAACCCCCCGCCCCCCCCGCGCGCCCCGCCUUGCACCCGUCCUCCUGUCCUCCUGUGAUUCUGCUUAUUCUGUGCUCGUUAUGUUUUUUUUAAGUCGUUCGAUCGGUCCGUGUGGAAUACUGUGACGUCCGGGGUUGAACUCACUGAGCUCUGUUGCUGUACAGAAGUAUUUAUGCCUCCCAAUAAAAAAAAUCUGAGAAACGGAACCGGUGAUGUGAACCCAAAGAUGCCCGAAUAGAGACUGCGUGCGUGGUUUGUGCGCGUGCGUGUGCGUGUGCGCGUGCGUGUGCGUGUGCGUGUGACUGGUGUGUUUGGAUUAGUGCGUGCUCAGGUGCUCAGGUGUUAAGGUGAGAAAACAGGCCCCACAGGAAAACAGGACUCACUUUCCCCUGAACAGUGUGGUGGUUCAGUUCCCAUGUCCGUCUGUAGGGGUUUAUAUCCCCCAGUACAGGAUGGUUACAGAGCGCCUGACUGCUACUGCUGGGACGGAGUGUGUUUCACUGGCACUGCACUGCAGAGAGGAGUGGGUUAUACUGGGACUGGUGGAACCUCACUGUACAGUGGAGUGGGUUAUACUGGGACUGGUGGAACCUCACUGUACAGUGGAGUGGGUUAUACUGGGACUGGUGGAACCUCACUGUACAGUGGAGUGGGUUAUACUGGGACUGGUGGAACCUCGCUGUACAGUGGAGUGGGUUAUACUGGGACUGGUGGAACCUCACUGUACAGUGGAGUGGGUUAUACUGGGACUGGUGGAACCUCACUGUACAGUGGAGUGGGUUAUACUGGGAAUGGUGGAACCUCACUGUACAGUGGAGUGGGUUAUACUGGGACUGGUGGAACCUCACUGUACAGUGGAGUGCGUUAUACUGGGACUUGUGGAACUUGUACAGGGCAGUUGUACAGGACUCAGCGGAGAUGUAAUGUAGUUUCCCAGCCAUUCCUUCCCCACGACCUUGUUUCAGUGUAGACUUAUGAAUGAGGUUAAAUAAAGCGUGCAUGGUAUAAUUACACUUUAACGAAUAACGUGCUGUAAUAAUAAUAGCUAUAAUUAAAGGUUCUUUAACUUCUA
This is a messenger RNA of Conger conger (European conger), 5488 nucleotides long. RefSeq names its product leucine-rich pentatricopeptide repeat containing (gene lrpprc). Lineage: Eukaryota; Metazoa; Chordata; Actinopteri; Anguilliformes; Congridae. Gene Ontology annotation, molecular function: protein binding. The record is from RefSeq and is a predicted model, not a curated record.